Messenger RNA from Andrographis paniculata, 3322 nucleotides. RefSeq names its product dynamin-2A-like. Gene Ontology annotation, cellular component: membrane; cytoplasm; microtubule. NCBI's taxonomy places the organism in Eukaryota, Viridiplantae, Streptophyta, Magnoliopsida, Lamiales, Acanthaceae. The transcript is spliced from 22 exons. The coding region runs from base 290 to 3091 and encodes 933 amino acids. Gene Ontology annotation, molecular function: GTP binding; microtubule binding; GTPase activity. The record is from RefSeq and is a predicted model, not a curated record.
AUAAACAAAACAAAAACACAAUUGAAAAAUCAAAAUCCUUCCCCGACGCGACGGCCUCUCCUCCCUCUCGGCUCUCCCUUUCCCCUUCCUCCACCCCUCCUCAAAUCUUCCAUUUCUCUUCCCGAUUCAUUGAUCCUCUGCCCAUCCCCUCCAACCCUAUAAUCCCUCUCCACUCGAUCUCGUGCCCGCCGAUUGGAUCUGCGCUUCUUCGUGCUUCGAUCCAGUGGGUUUCCCUAUAUAUACACCUCCCGCCCUCUCCUUUCAGGGGACUUCAAGACUCCUCCAGAUCAUGGAUGCUAUCGAGGAUUUGUCUCAGCUCUCCGAUGCGAUGCUUCAGGCGUCGGCGGUGCUUGCAGAUGAGGAUGUCGACGACACCACGCCCUCCAAGCGCUCCUCCACCUUCCUCAAUGUCGUUGCUCUCGGGAACACAGGUGCUGGUAAGUCUGCAGUAUUGAAUAGUCUAAUUGGCCAUCCAGCAUUGCCAACUGGUGAAGGUGGUGCAACACGUGCUCCAAUAUGUGUUGAUUUAAUAAGGGAUGGUUCGUUAAGCAGCAAAUCCAUUAUGCUGCAAAUCGAUAGUAAAUCACAACCGGUUUCUGCAAGUGCACUUCGACAUUCAUUACAAGAUAGAUUGAGCAAAAUAUUGGCCAAGAGUCGUGAUGAAAUAUAUUUGAAGCUUCGUACAAGUACAGCUCCUCCAUUGAAAUUGAUUGAUUUACCUGGAGUGGAUAAAGGCAGUAUUGAUGAUUCAUUGAGUCAGUAUGCUGAACGUAGUGAUGCAAUAUUACUGGUUGUCAUACCUGCCACCCAGGCACCGGAAGUGGCUUCAGCCAAAGCUAUCAGAAUUGCUAAGGAGCUUGAUGGAGAAUGUACAAGAACUGUUGGAGUAAUUAGCAAGAUAGAUCAAGUAUCCUCCGAACCAAAAACCCUCGCUGCAGUGCAGGCUCUUUUAUUGAAUCAAGGGCCUCGAAGUACCGCUGACAUUCCAUGGGUUGCUUUGAUUGGCCAAUCUGUGUCUAUAGCAUCUGCUCAAUCAGGAAGUGUUGGAGCUGAAAAUUCUUUAGAAACUGCAUGGCGAGCAGAAAGUGAAAGCCUGAAAUCAAUACUGACUGGUGCUCCUCAAAGUAAGCUUGGGAGACUAGCUUUGGUGGAGACCCUUGCUCAGCAGAUCCGGAAUCGCAUGAAAGUGAGGUUGCCAAAUCUCCUAUCAGGGCUUCAAGGCAAGUCCCAAGUCGUCCAAGAUGAACUUUUCAGGCUUGGUGAGCAAAUGGUCCAGAGUUCUGAAGGUACAAGAGCUUUGGCGUUGGAACUUUGUCGUGAAUUUGAGGACAAGUUCCUCCAGCAUAUCACAACAGGAGAGGGUAGUGGAUGGAAAGUGGUUGCUAGUUUUGAAGGCAAUUUUCCUAAUCGAAUUAAGCAACUUCCUUUGGAUAGACAUUUUGACAUCAAUAAUGUUAAAAGGAUUGUGCUUGAAGCAGAUGGUUAUCAACCUUAUCUUAUUUCUCCUGAAAAAGGGUUGAGAUCAUUGAUUAAGGGUGUUUUAGAGUUGGCGAAAGAACCGUCACGUCUUUGUGUUGAUGAGGUGCACCGGGUGCUUGUUGAUAUUGUCUCUGGUGCUGCUAAUGCUACACCAGGCCUUGGAAGAUAUCCUCCUUUUAAGAGAGAAGUUAUAGCUAUUGCUACCACUGCCUUGGAGGGAUUCAAGAAUGAAGCUCGGAAUAUGGUGGUUGCACUGGUGGACAUGGAGCGCGCUUUUGUGCCUCCGCAACAUUUUAUACGUUUGGUGCAGAGAAGGAUGGAUAGACAGAGGCGUGAGGAGGAACUGAAAGGUAGAUCUUCGAAAAAAGCUUCUGAUGCAGAGCAGUCCAUGUUGAACCGGGCAUCCAGUCCACAAACUGGAAGCCAACCGAGUGGAUGGAGCCUAAAAUCACUAAGGGAAAACAAAUCAAAUCAGCAAGAUACAGAUAAGGACAAAGACAAAGAUAAGGAUAAAGAGGCGCAGGAAGGAUCAUCACUGAAGACUGCUGGUCCAGAAGGGGAAAUUACUGCAGGUUUCUUAUUGAAGAGAAGUGCCAAAAAAGAUGGUUGGAGCAAAAGAUGGUUUGUCUUAAAUGAGAAAACAGGAAAACUUGGAUACACAAAGAAGCAAGAAGAGAGGCAUUUUCGUGGUGUCAUCACUUUGGAGGAAUGUAAUCUGGAGGAGGUUCCAGAGGAUGAUGAAGCUCCUCCUCCUCCAAAGAGUUCUAAAGAUAAAAAAGCUAACGGUCCAGAUGCAGCCAAAGGACCUAGUCUUGUGUUCAAGAUAACAAGCAGGGUCCCCUAUAAGACUGUUCUUAAGGCCAAUAGUGCUGUUGUUUUGAAGGCUGAGAGUGCGGCAGAUAAGACAGAGUGGUUGAAUAAAUUGCGAACUGUCAUCAGUUCUAAGGGUGGGCAAGUGAAGGGUGAAUCUGUUCCCCCAGUGCGGCAAAGUCUCUCAGAUGGAUCUCUUGAUACAAUGGCCAGACGACCAGUUGAUCCAGAAGAAGAACUUAGAUGGAUGGCGCAGGAAGUGCGUGGUUAUGUUGAAGCUGUUCUUAAUAGUCUUGCUGCCAAUGUCCCAAAGGCAGUUGUUCUUUGCCAAGUGGAGAAGGCAAAAGAAGAUAUGCUUAAUAAACUAUACAGUUCUAUCAGCGCACAAAGCAUGGCUCGAAUAGAAGAGCUACUCCAAGAGGACCAGAAUGUAAAGCGCAGGAGAGAGCGUUAUCAGAAACAGUCCUCUAUUCUUUCCAAGCUUACACGAGUGCUGAGCAUUCAUGACAACCGGGCAGCUGCUGCUGCCUCUGGAUUCUCAAAUGGUGGCGGCGCAGAAAGUAGUCCAACAGCUGCUGGUUCAUCUGGUGAUGACUGGAGAUCUGCAUUUGAUGCUGCUGCUAAUGGCCCUAGUGAUUCUUUUAGGCGGUCUCGCUCGAAUGGUCACAGCCGCCAGAACAGUGAUCCUACCCAGAAUGGUGACAUAAGCUCUGGGGCAAACACUGGCAGCCGGCGCACUCCUACUCGUUUGCCACCUGCUCCUCCAUCAUCAUCAUCAUCUGGGUCGGGCUAUAGGUUUUAGAGGGUAGAGAUGGAUGGAUAAUUUUGCUGAUUGAUUCUUGCAAUGAUUCUUGUAUUGUCUUGUUGUGGCGGGCCGAACAGUUUAUUGAGCUUGAAAUCUUUUUAUAAUAGCGCCAUCAGUAUGUAGUAGAGGAUUGAGAGAGAAAGAGAGAUAAGAACGCCCAUGUAGAUAAAAUGAUAUCCAUUCAUCACCAUCACCUCCUUUUUUUUGUUGCAUUUGCGUUUUCAACUU